Molecule: messenger RNA, 9358 nt
Organism: Corylus avellana
Lineage: Eukaryota; Viridiplantae; Streptophyta; Magnoliopsida; Fagales; Betulaceae
Product: nucleoporin
Source: RefSeq, a predicted model, not a curated record
CAUCACACUCUCGGAGUUUGUUUUUUCUUCAGACAAAAGCAAUUGGCACCGAACUGGAACCACCAUUAAUCACGAAGACGACUGCCAUUAGAUCGAACCGAGCCAAAUCGAGAGAUAGUGUCUCCAAUGGUGAUUGGGCCUUGUGGGUGGUUGUGAUUCGUGUGGAGAGUCAGUGGGGAACAAGGACCGAGUGGACCAGAUGGACAAGAACAAGAACCGUACCGAUCUGCUCGCCGCAGGCCGCAAAAAGCUUCAACAAUUUCGUCAGAAAAAGGACAGUAAGGGCAGUGUCACCCAUGGAAAAUCCUCAAAAAAAUUUGGUAAAUCUGAGCAGCAUGAAGCUGAUGCUGAUGCUGAUGCAUCUUCCACUACUCCUAUACCAACAGCAUCAUCUCAGGUUACUGAAAGGAAAAUUGCACCUCAUGAUGCUCCAGAUCUGGCAGUUGUUGAUUCAUCAGUACCACAAUCAAUGGGGGUUGGUGAGCCUAAUACGUCCUUGAUGCAUUUGAGGGAAGAUCAGGUAACAGAUGUAGGGGCAAUGCAGGAAGCUGAUGGUUUGGAUUUGAGGCAAAUUGAUCGAAGCAAUGGAACAAAGCUUGAAGGAGACGGGCACCUUCCUAUGUCUGAGCAUGGUGAAAGUUCUGAAACUCUUUCAAGGAUGGCUUCAGUAGAGACUUGUGUGGAGGAGGCAUCCUGUGAAGCGGAGCAAACUGGUAAGUCAGGAGAAGUGUCUGCAUCUGGCGGUGCAACCUUGUCAGAUGGAUUUUCAGCUUCUGUUUUGGCUUUACACGGGGCAGAUCGAAACAAUGAAAUAGAUCUUGAAGGUGACAGGCCGCUUCCUUUGUCUGAGCAUGGUGAAAUUGCUGAAACUCUUUCAAGAAUAGCUUCACUAGAGACUAGUAUGGAGGAGGCAUCCCAUGAAAUGGUGCAAAUUGGUGAGUCAGGAGAGGUAUCUGCAUCUGAUGGUGGGACCUUGUCAGCUGGAUUUUCAGCUUCUGUUUUGCCUUUGAACGAGGCAGAUCGAAGCAGUGAGGUAGAGCUUGAAGGAUAUAAGCAGCUUACUUUGUCUGAGCAUGAUGAAAGUGCUGAAACUCUUUCAAGGAUACCUUCUGUAGAGAUUAGUGCGAAGGAGGCAUCUAUUGAAGCAGAGCAAAUGGGCGAGUCAGGAGAAGUAUGUGCAUCUGACAGUGUGACCUUGUCAGCUGGAUUUUCAGCCUCUGUUUUGGAUUUGAACAAGGCAGAUCGAAGUAGUGAAAUAGAGGCUGAAGGAGACAGGCAGCUUCCUUUUUCUGAGCAUGGUGAAACUGCUGAAACUCUUCCAAAGAUUGUUUCAGUAGAGACUAGUAUGGAGGAGGCAUCUCAUGAAUCAGUAGAAGUACCUGCAUCUGGUGAUGCGACCCUGUCAGAUGGAUUUUCAGCUUCUGUUUUUACUUUGAACGAGGAAGAUGGGAUUUCAGCUGUUAAUCCUGCCAUGACGAAUCGGCAAAGAGAAGAAAUAGUGCCAGGUUCAUCUUAUGAAGAAAACUCUGACAUGCUUUUUCAGUCUGGUGACUAUGGACAAGGCAGGGAAGAAAAGGCUCAGGCUGUUACUGAUGGGAGGACAGCUGCAGAAGGAUAUGAUCUACAAUAUUUGCCAGAUGGAUUGUUUACACGUGAGAGUAAAAUCCUUGAAAGACCUUUUGAAACUGAAAUGGCAAGUUCGGCUGGAGCACAAACUGUGUCUCCUGUUGCAGAUGCGAGCGCAAUCAGUCUCUCUCAGCUCAAGGAAGUGAUAAGCAGACUUAAUGAGGAAGAAUUUAGGUUUUUGCUCAAGUCAAGAGAAUCAGUUUCUAAUGCAGAGUUGGGGACCUGUAGUUUGAUUUUUGCAGAAAGUGGAUUUAUGGAUUUACUGCAGAGACUCAAAGAAGAAUUAUUUCUCACACAUUUUACAAAAGAUUUCUUUCACUUGCAACUUGCUGAACAGUCUGAGCAACAAAUGGAGUUAGAUCAUCAGUGUCAUCAGUUGGUUGAUGAAAUAUCUCUGCUGAAUGCUUCACUUGAUGAAUUUCGUGAGAAGAAUCAAUUCCUUGCUGAAGAGUUUGCACAGUGCAGAUCUGAACUUCAGGUUGUUACUAGUGGUAGGGUGGAGCUCGAAGACCAAUUUCGUAUAGCAAAGGCAGAGGUUGAGGACUUAUCUUCUAGAGCAUGUGGUUUGCAGAGUAGUUUGGAGAGGUCAGAAAGGGAUUUGUUGAGCCUGUCAACAGAGUUGGCUGACUGCAAGAGCUUGGUGGCAGAUUUACAGGUGGAAAAUACGAAUUUGGAUGGGACCGUUGUGUCUGUGACUGAAGAAAGAAAGAAACUUGUGGAGGAAAAAGAGUUUUUAUUCCAUGAGAAUGUGAAGCUCUCAAAAGAGUUAGCUGACAGCAAGAAUGUGGCAGCAGCUCUACAGUUUGAAAAUUCCAACUUAAUUGGAAGUCUGUCUUCAGUGACAGUGGAGAGAAAGAAGCUUGAAGAGGAAAAGGAGCAUCAUUCCCUUGAGAAUGAGAAACUAUCAAUAGAAUUGGCUGACUGUAAGGGUUUGGUGGCAGCUUUACAGGUAGAAAAUACCAACUUAAAUGGGAAUAUUGCUUUGGUAACUCAGCCAAAAAGCAAACUUGAAGAGGAUAAGGAAUAUCUAAAUCUUGAAAAUGAGACACUUACAUCCAAGCUUCUUGCUCUUCAAGAGCAGUUAUCUGCACAACAUGGGGAACGAAAGAAGUUUGAAGUUGACCUGAAGGAAAUGACAAUGCAGCUUGAACAACUCACUGAGGAAAAUUUUCAUCUUCAUAGCAGUCUGGUCAUAUUCAAAGCUACAAUAAGAGAGAUAGCUAGCUGGCAAACCCAAAUACCCUGUCAAGCUGGGGAAGCUGGUAAUGAAAUAAGUCUGGAAGUACGAAGUAGAGGCCAUGAAAGUGGAGCAGAUUAUGAUUCUCACCAGAUUCGUAGGAAGCAAGAUGGUGAAGUUUAUUCUCCUGUGUUGGAGAAGCCCGUAUCUGACGGCCUUGCAGUAGAACCACCACUCGAACAGGAAGUCUCUGAUGAUUCUUAUAGCUUUUUUGCCUUAAAGAGACAUGUGGAGGAGGCAGAGAAAAUAUUGCACAAACUUGAAAAGGCAGUUGAGGGGGUGCAUUCUCAUGCAGCCUCCUUUAGCAGGUCAGCUGGUAAAGGUUCCACACCUGGGGUAUCGAAACUGAUUCAAGCCUUUGAGUCAAAGGUGCAUGUUGAUGAAAAUGAGGCAGAGGAGAGGGCUUUGACUGAAAAUCAAUCUCCAGCAGAUCCAUUCAUGGUAACAAAAGAGCAAACUGGAAUUUUGAGAGCAUUGCUUAAGCAGUUAGUACUGGAAGCUGAGCAUGCCACUGUACUGCUUAAGGAAGAGCGAGAUCAGAGGAAUAUUGCUGAUGUCAUAUUCAGGGAGCUUAGGGAUGAACAUGAAGCUGUAAAGGAACACAGCGACAAUUUGGAAGCAGCCAAUAUUGAGCUUGGGGUUUUGUAUGAAGCUUUAAAGCAACAUGUUGGCUACAUUGAAGCAAGGAAUGGUGAGCUUGGGGUUCUCUAUGAAUCCUUAAAGCAACAAGACAUUAAUCUCAAAGCAGAAAACAGUGAGCUUGGUGAAAAGUUACGAGGGUACCAAUUGAGAAUCAGUGAAUUGCAGAGUCAAUUGUAUGAUUUACAGCAGGGUUCAAAUGAGGCGACUUCUGUCAUCAGCAAUCAGUUAGAAAAUUUACAGAAAGAAGUGGCUGAGAGGGUAUUGUUACUUGAGCAAGAUUGGAAUUCUACUGUUGCUCAGAUUCUUGAAAUUGUUGGGAAGCUUGAUGACUCAAUUGGGGAAUUUUUCCCCUCUACCAUCUCAAUUGGCACUCAUGGUGGCUUGGAUAUAAGCAGCCGCGUUGCUGCUUCUGUUAAUGCUGCCACCAAAGUGAUUGAGGCUCUGCAGGGGGAACUCCAAGCUGCUCAGACAAACCAUGAAGCAAUCUGUACUUCGUACAAAGAAUUGAAUGAGAAAUGUGAUGAUUUGCAUGGAAAGAAUGAAUUGGCAAAUGGUAUAUUGCAUAAGAUGCAAGGUAGACUGAUGGAACUUGUCAUCAGUUCAUGUGGAUCUGGGGAGGAAAGUGAGAGAAACAUACCAAUUGAGAAGGUGCUUGAUCCUUUAGAUGAUAGUAAAUACAUGACCCUAUUGGGACAAAUGGAGAAUUCUUUAGAUGAGAAGCGGCAACUUGAGUCUGUUAACAAUAAACUCACUGCUGAGUUGAUUAAUAGAGUAGAAGAAUUUGAGGAACUGAAGAGAAGAUGCCUUGAUCCUAAUACUGUUCAUAAGUUAAUUGAAGAUGUUGGAAGUGUGCUAAAACUGGAAGAAGCUGAUAUUAACUUGGAUAGAACACCUGCUUUGCAUUUGGAGUUGUUGGUGUCUCUUCUUGUUCAGAAAUUUAAAGCGGCCGAUGUGGAGGUUGGCUUGUCCAAAGAAAAGUUUGCAUCUAAGGUGAUGGAAAUGACUGAAUUGCAGGAUAAGAUCCAUCAGUUAGAAGCCUCGACCUUUGAGCAUGAAAACGAAAUCCUUAUUCUUAAGGACAGUUUGCGCCUGUUGGAGGAAGCCCUAAUUGCUGCACGUUCUGAGUUACGAGACAAAAUAAGUGAACUUGAACAGACGGAGCAGCGAGUAUCUUCUAUUAGAGAGAAACUUAGCAUAGCUGUUGCCAAGGGGAAAGGCUUGGUUGUGCAGCGAGAUGGUCUCAAGCAGUCCCUGGCUGAGACUUCUAGCGAACUGGAGAGAUGCUUGCAAGAGCUACAGUUGAAAGACUCUAAAAUCCAAGAAGUUGAAACCAAACUUAAGACCUACUCAGAAGCAGGUGAGCGCGUGGAAGCUCUGGAAUCUGAGCUUUCAUACAUUCGCAACUCAGCAACUGCAUUAAGAGAAUCAUUCCUUCUUAAAGAUUCUGUCCUUCAGAGAAUAGAAGAGAUUUUAGAGGACCUAGAUUUGCCAGAGCAUUUUCAUUCAAGAGAUAUAAUUGAAAAGAUUGAUUGGUUGGCAAGGGCAGCUGCUGGAAACUCUGUGCCGCUGCUAGAAGAGAUUGGUUGGCAAGGUGAGAAGAGUUCUGCAGGAGGCGGUUCAUAUUCUGAUGCUGCUUUUGUUGUUUCAGAUGCUUGGAAAGACGAUGUACAGCCAAGCUCAAGUUCAGGGGAUGAUUUGAGAAGAAAGUUUGAGGAGCUUCAAAAUAGGUUAUAUGGGUUGGCUGAACAAAAUGAAAUGCUCGAACAAUCAUUAAUGGAGAGGAACAACUUAGUGCAGAGGUUGGAAGAACUUCUGGACAGGAUUGAUAUGCCUUUGCCUUUCCGGUCUGUGGAACCAGAGGAUAGGAUUGAGUGGUUAGGAAAAGCACUUUCGGAAGCUCAACAUGAUAGAAAUUCGUUCCAGCAGAAGAUUGAUAAUUUUGAAAACUAUUGUGGAUCGUUAAGUGCUGAUUUGGAAGACUCACAACAUAGAGUAUCUGACCUUGAGGCAGACCUCGAAGCAGUUACCCAAGAGAGAGAGCACCUGUCUGAAAGAUUGGAGAUUCUGACUAAUGAACAUGAAAAACUUUCAUCUAAGACAGCUGAGUUUGAACUUGAGAAGAAAAGGCUUCAGAAUGAAGUUGAUGGUUUGAAGGAGAAGUUGAUUGAGAAGCUUGGUAAUGAGGAGCAAAUUGCCAGCAUAGAAGGCAAAAUAAGAAGAUUGCAGGAUUUGGUUAGUGAUGCUUUGCAAGAAUCUGGACCAAAAGAUCUGGUUUCUGGUAGUGAUAUCCAUUGCCUGGAGGAAUUAUUGAGGAAGCUUAUAGAGAAUUAUGGAAUUCUUUCUUCAAUGAAUCCUGUGCUUGGGGAUGUGGCUGACAGACAGCAUGCUGAAAAUGCCGAUGCUACACUUGCUGAAGCAAGAAGCAUAGAUACACUUGAUUCCAGGGAACCAAAUAUAGCUGUUCUGAAGAAAGAACUAGAGGAGGCCAUGUGUGAGUUGGUGCAUGAGAGGGAGGAGAAGGAUAGAUAUAUGGACAAGCAGCAAUCUUUGGUUUGUGAAGUUGAAGCUCUCAGUAGAAAAAGAGAUGAGUUGCAAGAGUUACUCAGUCAGGAAGAGCAGAAGUCAGCUUCUGUGAGAGAGAAGUUUAGUGUUGCAGUUAGGAAAGGAAAGUCACUGUUGCAACAGCGGGACGGUCUGAAGCAAACCAUCGAAGAAAAGAAUACUGAAGUGGAACAUUUGAAAUCUGAGAUUACCCACCGGGAAAAUGCUCUUGCAGAGUAUGAACAGAAGUUCAGGGAUUUAUCCACUUUUCCAGGAAGGGUGGAAGUCCUAGAAUCUGAAUGUUUAGUAUUGAGGAAUCAAUUAACAGAAGCGGAGCACUAUUUGCAUGAGAAAGGACAUGUUUUGAGCAUGCUUUUAAAUACUUUAAAUGGCAUUGAUGUUGGCGAUGAUGUCAGCAGUGGUGACUCAGUUGAGAGGUUGGAACUACUUGGGAAACUAUUCAGUGAUUUGCGGUCAGCUGUGGCUUGUUCAGACCAGGAGUUGAGGAAAUCUAAAAGAGCAGCAGAGCUGCUCCUUGCAGAGCUGAAUGAGGUUCAAGAGAGAAAUGAUGUUCUCCAAGAAGAGCUAGCAAAAGCUGCCAAUGAAGUUGCAGAGCUUACCAAGGAAAGAGAUUUGGCAGAGGCUGCCAAGCUUGAAGCUAUUUCACGGCUUGAAAAGUUAUCUACUGUUCGUUCUGAGGAAAGAAAGAACCAAUUAUCUGAAUUUAUGGGAAUAAAAUCUGGUCUGAAUCAACUCAGAAAGGGCUUUCGUGAUGCUAAUUAUUUACUAGCUGAUGUUUUUUCCAAGGACUUGGAAUAUUUGCACAAUCUGGAGGUUGGUAUUGAGUCAUGUCUGAAAGCAAACAAUGGUGAGCAGGUUGCUGUGCCACUUUUCAGAGGAUCUGAUGCCAUUAUAUCCAGCUCUUUAGAUAACAAGGAAAUGGAUUCUUGGUCAGACUCCGAAAGACAUGGGCAUUUUGACGAAAAUGUUGUAUUUGAAUUGUGUCAUUUUGUUGCACAUCAUCUACAUGAAUUCCUGACAGAAAUUGGCGAUCUUAAAGAAAAAUUAUCCAAGCACUCAGUGUCGUUACAUGAACAAGAUAGCAGUCUAUCUAAAUUAGUGGCGAUUGUUCAUGGAGAGAUGACUUCCCAAAAAGAAUCAUUUGAAGCUAUGAAGAGAGACAUUGUUCGUAUAGAGUCAAUCGAAAAAGAAAAAGACAUGGAACUUAUUCUGCUACGUAGAAAUAUUGCUGUGCUCUACGAAGCAUGUGCUAGUUCAGUCAUGGAAAUUGAAAACAGAAGAGUUGACCUGGUUGGAAAUAUUAUGGCUGCUGCAGAUCUGGGGUUGAACUUGAAAUCAACGACAUUUACCGAAGGUGAACUUUCUUUCAGUGGACAGGCUCAUUUUUCCUCUGAGGAAUCUAUCAGGACUAUGGCAGAUAGACUUGUGUUGGCAGUGCGGGAUUUUGCUAGCUUGAAAGCCGAAACUGUAGUGGGUAACCAAAAGGAAAUGAAGAUGACAAUUGCAAAUUUGCAGAAAGAGCUUCACGAGAAGGACAUUCAGAAAGAAAGGAUUUGCAUGGAGCUGGUAACUCAAAUAAAGGAAGCCGAAGCUGCUGCAACCAGUUACUCACUAGAUCUUCAAUCUUCCAAAACACAGGUGCAUGAUUUGGAGAAACAGGUUGAAGUGAUAGAGGGGGAACGGAACUUACUGGAGCAGAGAGUAAAGGAGCUGGAAGAUACACAAGCUGCCUCAACAGAGUUACAGGAUAGGGUUAGAUCACUUACUGGUGUGCUUGCUGCCAAAGACCAAGAAAUUGAGGCACUGAUGCAAGCACUUGAUGAGGAGGAGGUGCAGAUGGAAGAUCUGACGAACAAGAUUGAGGAUCUGGAAAAAGUUGUACAACAAAAGAAUCUAGAUUUGAAGAACCUUGAAGGUUCUCGGGGAAAGGCUCUUAAAAAGCUCUCUGUCACUGUGACUAAGUUUGAUGAGCUUCAUCAUCUUUCUGAGAGUCUUCUUGCUGAGGUUGAAAAGCUUCAAGCGCAAGUGCUAGAUCGGGAUGCAGAGAUCUCUUUCUUAAGGCAAGAGGUCACUAGAUGCACCAAUGAUGUUCUUGUUGCAUCACAAAUGAGUAGCAAGAAGACUCUAGAUGAGAUCCAUGAGUUCUUGACAUGGUUUGACUCGAUGAUUGCUCAGGUUGGGGUGCAUGAUGUGCAUCUUGAUGAUAAGAACAGCAGUGACGUUCAUGAACACAAGGAAAUACUUCAGAAGAAGGUUAUGUCUAUUAUAUCUGAAUUGGAAGAUCUAUUGGCAGUUGCUCAAAGUAAGGAUGCAUUGUUACAAGUUGAAAGGAGCAAAGUAGAAGAGUUAACAUGCAAAGAAGAAUUUCUGGAGAAGUCUUUACGUGAGAAGGAAUCCCGAUUAAAUUUGCUUGAGGGUGUUGGAGAUUCUGAAAGGGCAACUAGCAUGACCUCUGAAAUUUUGGAAGUUGAACCUAUGAUUAACAAAUGGACAGUACCUGCGACUUCCAUUGCACCUCAAGUCCGCAGUUUGCGCAAAGGCAAUAAUGACCAAGUUGCAAUUGCUAUAGACAUGGAUCCUGGUAGUAGUGGUAGGUUAGAAGACGAAGAUGAUGAUAAAGUUCAUGGUUUUAAGUCACUUGCUACAUCAAGAAUUGUGCCAAGAUUUACUAGACGUGUGACGGACAUGAUUGAUGGCCUUUGGGUUUCUUGUGAUCGGGCUCUAAUGCGACAACCUGCUUUGCGGCUGGGUAUUAUAAUCUAUUGGGCCAUAUUGCAUGCACUUCUUGCCACUGUUGUAGUUUGAAAAGCCAAACUGGCGAUAUUUGGUCCGAAGAGGGUGCAGCAAUGAUCUUGUUAUUUUUGGUAUCUAAUUUUUCUCUAUAUAAUCAUUCAUUUUUCCCCCUUCAUAGAUAUGAUCUGAUUGAUUAUUUAGCUCAACCAGGCAACUGUGAUUUCCCAUUUUUAUUUUUGUUAAUCUCAGAUUGCUUGGUAAAAUCCAAUAAGAGGAAAAAAAGAAAAGAAAAAAAAGUACCUUGUUAUCAUCAUAGAAGAAAUAGAUUGAGAAUUUGUUCACUUAAAACCCAGUCAAAACUGUUGUAUUUACAGCUUUUUCUAUAAACCUAAAGAACAUCUUUAUAUAUCCACAUCGGGCAAGGCACCCACCAAUGGUAUUUUAGCUUGUAGAAAUCAGGCGGGUCUUUCAUAUUUGAGCAAGUUUUCUUAUUGGUAAGUAACUAUGCGUUCAGACCUCAGUCCAUAUCGUUAUAUUGAUAUUGUCGAUGUCUUUGUU